This is a messenger RNA of Poecilia reticulata (guppy), 8547 nucleotides long. It is a transcript of the gene patz1, whose product is annotated as POZ/BTB and AT hook containing zinc finger 1. Gene Ontology annotation, cellular component: nucleus. Lineage: Eukaryota; Metazoa; Chordata; Actinopteri; Cyprinodontiformes; Poeciliidae. The record is from RefSeq and is a predicted model, not a curated record. Gene Ontology annotation, molecular function: protein binding; DNA-binding transcription factor activity, RNA polymerase II-specific; RNA polymerase II cis-regulatory region sequence-specific DNA binding. Gene Ontology annotation, biological process: regulation of transcription by RNA polymerase II.
UUUUUUUUUUUUUUUUUUUUUUUUUUUUUUUUUUUUUUUUUUUUUUUUGUUCUUUCUUUUUCCCCUCCUGAUCUUGGGAGCUGUGAAAAAGUCCUGUUGUUGAACUUGAAUUGGGAAACGAAUCUGGUAGCAUUCCUUUCUGGUGUCCACCUUAAUCUCCUCCCCCUGCGAUAAUGAGAAAGGGCCACUGUUGGGGGGGAGAAGUGAGUUACUUGGUGCACUCUCCACCAUAUUUUGAGGUGUCAUUAGUGGCUAUUUCCCUGAAGAGGUUAAGAAUAGCAAGACACUGAUGGAGGAUGCAACAAGCUGGUUGUGCCUUUUUUUUUUCUUCUUUUUUUUUAUUUGGACUUGCCCCCCUCACUCCCUGUUUCCCUUUAAUUUCUUCCACUGUAUUCUCCAGUCCGGUGUCACAAGAAUUCAACACUGCUCACACUGUCAUUUGAGGGUGUUUGGGAUUCAGUUUAUGUGCUAUUAAGUUAUAAGAAGCACAAAUAGAAUUAAUAAAUAAAAACUUGAGUAAAAAAAACAACUUGUAAAUGUUUUUCUUUUUAAUACUGGUUUGUUCUUAAAGCACCUGUUUUUACAUUUUCCAGAUAAUCCUUUGAAUGUUCAAAUCAAAGGUCUUGAACUGCACUUGUUCAAAUCCUGUUCAAACAUGCAUUUGUCUACACUGAAGUAGUUGACUGGUUUGUUCAGCUUGAGCUGAGGAUUACAGAUGGUACUUUGCUGUGAUGGAGCAAACUGCAUGAUGCAGAGAAGCCCUUCCCUUCAAACCUUUGAAAUAAUUCUGUAUUGUAAUGGUUUAGUAUUUUAACUAAACCAUUUUUGAAAAUGGGGCUUUCAACAGUUUUUAAAAACUUGUCAAUCUGAUUUUAAAUCAUUUUACUGAAACUUGGGAACUAGAAUUACUGGUAAUACAGUUGAGGGUUUGGGGGGGGAUAAAGGGAACUUCAUAUAGGUCUGUAUCAGCAAUGGGAAUUGGAUUUAUACAGAACUGGAAAGCAGUAUCAGGUUAUAUUUAACCACAUACACUUGUGUUUAAUAUUUUCAGAUCAAACAAAUGAUUCAAAUUAUCUCAAAUACAAGAUGUUUUCAUUGUUUUAUUUGGGGAUAAAAAGCUAUUGAAACCCAACCUGGCCCAAGAUGGAAAAAUAAUUCACCCCCCUGUUUAAUCCACUUAGCACUUUGUAGUGCUAAGUGCUAUGCCUAGGAUUACUGCUGGGCACAUAAAAGGAAAUGAUAGAACCUUUUCAGCUAUAUGAAGUAGGCUGAUUUCAAAAAUAAACCUUGUGGUCAGAUUGAAAUCAAUUCAAGAAUAGACUAAACAGCACCAAUGAUGUCGGUCACAAAGGGUCACUAAGCCAUUUUUGAGAUGUGAUCUAUUCUUGAUGAACUUGAGAAAACAUUGGAAAUUACCCAACACUUGUUGGGUAAUUGUUUUUUGUUUACAUAGAUUGCAAUACAGAAGUUUAGUCACAUUUUUACUUUUAUUUUUCCCUUUUAACAGUUAUGAACAAGCUUAAAGUGUUUUCAGAGAUAUAAGGUCCGCUUCAGGAGAUCCGUCCUGCCCACAAUCAUCAACAAUGCAAUUUCAUUAAUUUGACAAAACGAGUUGUAUUUAAUUUCCCUUUGGCAUUAAAGUAUUUUUUAAUUAAAUUUUAAGAUCAUCCAAAGUCCCACACUAAUAUCUCACCCCAACCACUGGUAUAAUAUAAACUUAAAAUGUAAACUCUAUAACAUACAUAUGCUGCUAUUUAAGUGCAAAUGUGAGCAUGUUUAUUCUCACCAUCGUUUGUUUCUAUGUGCUUUAAUUGGGUACAGUGUUCAUUUUGAAGGCGUCUGUAGAGACAGAAGGAAGGGGGGGGGGGUCAGUUUGGUUGGGGGAGGUGCUAUAAAAAACACAGGAAGAACAGAGACCUGCGUGUUAAUGUUUAACCUGAAAAACAUUAAAAAAUCCCCCGCGGUGCAGCGCCUCGAAGUAACCAACCUUGAAGGCAGAAAACAUGAAAACAUUUUUAUCUAGUAUCAAACUACACGAGCUCUUAUAAACCAAACAAGAGCGACCCCCACCCUUUAAGAAAGCAGGGCCAAAGUUCACAGGAAGCUGGGGGGCUGCCAUUUUUCCCCUGCUGCUGCUGCUGCUAACGUUUAACGGUAGAUGCUAAAGCGACGGGAGGGGCGGCUGGUUCGGGGCUUUUCUAGCUAGCUGGCCUCGGUGGAUCGAGACCGUAAAAGCGUAAUCUGUCAGUUCUCCGUCGGUCGACGCCAACGACCAUUGUUGUUUAAUGAAUUCGGUAUGGAGAAGGUAGCGGAGCCGUCUUGGACCUCUUCGUACACCUACCAGGUGAGCAAGCACAGCGCGGAGAUGCUACACAACCUCAACGUUCAGAGGAAAGAUGGAGGCAGGUUCUGCGACGUGAUCCUGCGCGUCGGCGAGGAGAGCUUCCCCGCUCACAAAGCGGUGCUGGCCGCCUGCAGCGAGUACUUCGAGUCGGUGUUCGGCCGUCAGACAGAGGGCGAGGGCGACGCCAAGGAGCUGGAGAUGCACACGAUCAGCCCGAAAGUUUUCAAAGACAUCCUGGACUUCGCUUACACCUCCAGGAUCGUGGUUCGGCUGGAGUGCUUCCCGGAGUUGAUGACGGCUGCCAAGUUUCUGCUGAUGCGGUCCGUCAUCGAGAUAUGUCAGGAGGUCAUCAAGCAGUCCAACGUCCAGAUCCUCGUCCCAACCACCCGGGGAGGAGAGGCCAGCCUCUUCCAGGCCGCGGGGGCCACGGAGCUGGGUUUCCCCGUGGCUCCGCCGGAGCUGGUAAACGGAACGGGUAUAUUGUUAAACGGCCAAGGCUUUGUGAACAGCACGCAGAUGCAUUUGGACCAGAGCGGAGACACGCCAGCAGUGCUGCUGGAGGACGGCUGCGAGUCGUCGGUGCCGAUGUUGGAGCCUGUCGAAGGACUCUCUAUGUCCCCGUCGGCGGAAAUCACGGGGAGCAUGUUUCAUCACGACGCUGGCUCGCCUGGAUCCAAACGGGGAAGAGGGAGACCGAAGAAAGAGGCUGUCCACUUUAAUCACAUUAACCAGAAGGACAACGGACAGCUGUUCCCCUGCGGGGCCUGCGGGAAAGCUUUCACAGAGGCGUCUCGGUUAAAGAACCACGAAGCGCAACACGGAGCCUCCACCGGGGGCGUCCACAGCCUCGGAGACGGCCUGUCAACACCGGGGGGUCUGUCUUUACUAUCGCAGUCCGGGCUGCUGGAAAACGGGGUGCAGCUACCCGGAGGACUGGCUCUGGACAACAACCGCAAGCGGGAGCGGACCAGGCGGCAUGUGGGUUGUGACAUUUGCGGGAAAGUUUUCCGGGACGUGUAUCACCUGAACCGACACAAGCUGUCCCACUCCGGGGAGAAGCCGUACGCGUGUCCCGUGUGCGGGCUGCGGUUCAAGCGCAAGGACCGGAUGUCGUACCAUGUUCGGUCCCAUGAUGGCUCGGUUGGCAAACCGUAUGUGUGCCAAAGCUGUGGGAAGGGUUUCUCCAGACCUGACCACCUGAAUGGACACAUUAAACAAGUGCACACGACAGAGAGACCCCACAAGUGCCAGAUUUGUAACGCCUCCUUCGCGACAAGAGAUCGCCUCCGGUCGCACCUCGCGUGCCACGAGGACAAAAUUCCCUGCAAAGUUUGCGGCAAGUUCCUGCGAGCCGCGUACAUGACGGACCACCUGAAGAAACACAGCGAGGGAACUCACAACUACUGUGGCAUUUGCAAUAAAGGUUUCUCCACUGCGUCCUACCUUAAGGUUCAUAUAAAGACGCACCAUGGCUCACCACUGCCCACUUCUGCCACAAUGCACACCUUCCCUGAUCCAAGGGGGGAGCUGCAGCUCCAGAUGCACAACGGCACCCCUUACCAAAUGGGACGCCAGUGCUCAGUGGAAGACGGGCAGGAAAACGCCGGCAAGUGUCCCCACCUGGAGUCGGAGGAGUCGGAUACUUCUCUAAGGGAAUUGUCCAGCGUUGACGAGCUCAAGUCUCCGACCAAACCCGACGGGCCGGAACUUGAGAUGCCCUCCCUCGCCUGCAACGGGGCUCCCACCGGGAUUCUUGGCUCUCCAGAUGCUUCUAAAGCCAACAGAGACCCCGAGAAGAAGUUUGUCUGUGGGAUCUGUGGCCAGGCGUUUCGCACCAAGUCCUACCUCAACAAGCACCAGCACCGAGUUCACAAAGCCCAGCGGACCCACGGGGUCCCGGGGUCUGGCUUAAGCGAGAUGGCACCCUCCCUAUCGUCCCCCUUCUCCCCCCAACAAAACAUGUCCCUCCUCGAGUCAUUCGGCUUUCAGAUAGUCCAGUCUGCCUUCGCCUCGUCUCUUGUGGACACCGAGGCAGGUCAGAGUGGAAUCGAGUUUGGAGGGAAGUAACGGUUUCUCGGAGGCUUUUACAGGCCGCCGCUUGGCCUCUUCGUUCUUAGGACAAAGCCGGGUUGCCCACAGAAAACGCCCCGUGUUUGGGAAAAACUUUGCCUCAAGACUACUCUUUUUGUUUGUCUCGUUGCUUAACCUGCAUCCAGAGUUUUUGUCAGAAACUGCCAUCGAAGUCCUACUUUUCUAUGUUUUCAGAGGCUAAAAAGGGGUGUGUUCACCAUUUAAAGUUUGCGUGUAAAGAAAUGAGUUUUCUUUUUUGUUUUCACUGAUGUCAGUCUCUGAAGGUUACGUUACGUUUCUUUCUCCGAUGGUUUUAUUCUGAGCUUUCUCAGCUGCACAAAUAUUCUUCUCAUGAGAUGACUUAUUGACGUUAAUAUUAGGUGUAGUUGCUAGCUUACUCACUUUAGCUGCUCUAGCCAGCUUUAAAAUGGAUCCUUGGCCAUCCCAGCAAUUACAGAUGUCUUUACCUCAGAGCAACAGCAGGGCUUAUAUUUAGAUUCAUGUAAUCUUUUUUUGUUUUUGUUUUCUGGGUGGGAAUUUAAAUUGGCUUCAGUUUUUUUUUGGUUACAUUGUGAAGAUGAAACAUGCCUAACAGGCUGUCACUAUUUGAGAACAAGAGAUGCAGCAUCCAAUCACCCUGGUAAAGAUGCAAAACUAACCUUAAAAUAAAUUCAUCUGUUAUUGCAGCAGCACUGAAAAAAAGAGGGGGAAAAGAAGACUUUCAAUACUUCACCCUGUAGAUUCCCCAAUUACUUUUUUAAACCAAUUUUCAUGACUCUUAUUUCAGGACAAACAUCUCAUUAGGGUUCACAUUUUAAACUCUCUUCAGUAUCUGAGAUUAGCGUUUAGCACAAAAAGGCAGUUAUUACUGACUUGUAAACUGUGUGUGUAUAGAGAAAGUGAAGUCUUAACUUUCAGUAAGAGGAGGGAUCUUUGACUACUCCCCUUCACACACUCUCUCUAGGCCCUUCAGAGGUCAAGGUUCUCUCUUAUGCCGUCUUCUCUUCAGCUCUUCCCACAACGUUUCUGUAGGAUUUAGGUCUGGGUGACUGAGAUCACCAUGGAGACAGAUCGAUCAUGAUUCAAAUGCGUCAUUUCUGUUCCCAUUUGAUUUGCUUUGUUAAUCAUCGCGGUAUCUCAACAAAUUCACGACGCCAACGUUUCUAAGCCCUGUAGAAGAGAAGCAGACCCACAGCAUCACAGGUCCUCCACCGUACCUUUAUUUUACACCAAACUCACCUGGAGGGUUUUUUUCCUCAAAAGCUUAAUGUUUGUCAUCUGGUCUAAACACACGGUUCAGGUUAAAGUAACCAACAGAGUUUGACAAACGUUUAGUUUUGGCAAGAUAAAAAUCGGUCCUCGUUCACCUUUCUUGGCUCCAGUUAUAGUUACUAUUUUAGCAUAACUGACUAUUAGUGUGGGAAAAACGAAGGUUAAUAGCUAUUUUUAAAGACUUGUAGACUUCUGAAGAUCAACACACGUUGGAUGUCUUUCCCAUUGUGCAGAGUUGUUAAGAGAAUUGAGUCCAUCACAUUGUGUAUAUACCUCAGGACAAGAGGAAGUCUGAAGUCAAUUUCAAUUUAUGUUAAUAUUACAUCACAUUAGUUAUUAUAAAGCUUUUUUACAUUUUAUCGCAGGCUAAUAAUUGUAUCAUCAGAUAUUUUGUUCAUUAUUUCUAAAACUGAGUUGGAGGAAAGAAAAAUGAACUUAAAUAUUGGAUUUACUUCGUAUCGAGAUUAUGCUGCAGAGAUGGAGAUGAAUUUACUUUAAGGGUUUUCACUCAUCUGUACCAGGCCUGCUGUACAUUAUAUUUUCUGAAAUAUCAGUUUUUAAACACCCUCAUACAGUUAAGAAGCACUUUUCAAAGGGACUUUCUUUGUUUGUGUUUUAUGUGCUCAUUAAAUUGUUUAAAAGGAAAAAAAAACAAUUCAAGGAAGAAAAGUCAUGGAUUGAUUUAAAUUUAGACAAACGUGGCUAGAGUUUGUUAAAUGGACAGUGAUCUGACUCUUUUUUUUUUUUUUAUCUCCUCUCUAUUUGAUACUGCUGAACCAGAAGUCCUACUUUGAUUACGUUUCUUAAUUUCACUAAAACGCGUCCAAACAGAGGAGGAGACUAAAAGAGGAAAUCGGGGAUUCGCAGACCGAUUUUAAAUGGAAGGUCUGGAUCAUGUCCGAGUCUUUGCGUUAGUUUCUUGAAUGAGUUAAAUGCAUGAAACGGGGACCAAGAUCAGGUAUAUUUUCCUUAUAUAUAUUUUAAAAGAUGUAGAUUAUAUUUUAAUAACUUAUUCAUACUCUGAGUUUUGUGUUUUGUUUUAAUUUACUGUCAAAAAUCUUGUUUUAUUCUUGUGUUUUCACUUUAAUUUAUGGUAAACGGAGGCGUGAAUAUGUGUGUUGUGGAAGAGGUGUUGGGACGCUUCGCAGAGGGAGCGAGUCGCAGCCGACGGAGCCACCUGGUCAAUGGUUUCACACCUUCAUCAUCUGGACUUUUCCUCUUCCUCUUCAUCUUGUGCUCGGAGCCGUUUGUGCUGCAUCCCGUUGCCGUGGGUCUCUCUACGUUAACGGCUCCUGUCCUGGGUCGGACGUUACACGAUUGAGAGUCUUGAGCGAUGCGUUUAUGUGGCAGAGGCAAACAAGCGGUUCAUUGAAAACCUCUUUUUGUGGGGACAUGAGGAAUUAUGCAACAUAUUUUAAUGGGUAUGCUUGAUUCACGUCAAAGGCAUCAAACGUUUUGACAUCCAGUCAGCUCAUUUUCAAACCCUCAGUUUUGGUUUACUCGUCGCUCAAAGCUCAGCAGGAAUAAAAGCCAGUAAACGUUUAUGUUUUAAGUUAUUUGGCUCUUGCUCAAAAAGCACCCGAUUCUACCGUAUUUCUGGAUUUAUCUUAAUUGCUGCUCCGCUGUAGCCCUAAUCAUGACUCGCCUCCCUUACGUUUUCCUGUAAAUAUUUGAAGCUGAAGUACAAUGAAACUUUUCGAGCACAGAGUCUCGCUCUGUCACAUCCGCACGGUUGCGAAGCACCCACUGAACUUCACGCAUCAGAUGUAUUCUCAUACUUGCUUAUUUUUGUUGAAGACGUGUAUUGCGAUGCAAAUCAGACUCAGUCUAGCAGUUAAGGGCUGACGGUGUGUGUAUGUGGUGAGUGGAUGAUGGAUCUCGGUGUAUGCCGUUUAAUUAUUUGUGAGUAUUUUAGUACAUUCCUAUAUUAUUUAUGGUUAUAUUGUGAUUGUAACAAGUGUAUAUACCUUCCAUACACACACACUCACACACACUCUCUCUCUCUUUUUAUAAAUAUAUAUAUAAAUAGAUAAAUAUAUGAACCAACCUGUUUGAUCUGUGUUUGUAAGUGGUGAGUUUUGUACAUAUACAGGUUUAGUUUCUUGUGUUGUUGGGAGGGAUGUUAAGUUAUGGCCAUCUGAAGUGUAAAGUUCAGGCAUGCAAGCUGAGCUGGGGACUGAAUGUCGAUCACUGGUUGGUGGCUGUAGUCGUUUAUAUUAGUUACACUGAACUAUCUAUCACGUUGCCGUGGUAGCGCUCACACUGCCAGCUGCUCGACUCUUUGACCAAGCUUUUUCUUUUUUCUUUUUACCCAUUCUGCACUGGUGUUUCCUCAUUUAAAGGUUUUGUUACAUUUACUGUUUAGAACACCUGGAAUAUGCUGUAAAGAAGUAAUAAACCUUUGUUUUAGACGUUAUUAGGAAUAUAUGAUCUGUUUGUUCUUUCCCAAAAUUGAAUUAUGAUAUUAAUUGAUUGUUUUUGGGUUAAAUGUUUUGCUUUCUGCUUUUUGUCUGUUGCAAAGUGCCUUCCAAAUACUGAUUGUGCUCAGCAGUGGAUUAAUAAAAAUAAAACGGUCCUUUUUCUUUUCUAAAGGGUAAAAAUUGUACAGAGUGACUUGCAUUGACACUUUUGUAUAAAAAGCGCAAGAUGUACAAUAUGUUACCUUGGUAUUUUAUCAUUGUACUCGACGGGAUUGCUCUUAAAAACACUUGAACUCUGUGUUUUGUUAUGACGUCUGGACAUAUUUCAUUAUGAGCUUACUUUUCUAUAGAUAUUUGUUUUUGUACUCUGUUAUUGAGUCUCGUCUCAAAUUCUUGGUUUAGAGAUGAGAAUCAAAUAAAUUGCAGCUGAAAAUCUCCAAA